Cooperia oncophora is the source of this 723-nucleotide messenger RNA. NCBI's taxonomy places the organism in Eukaryota, Metazoa, Nematoda, Chromadorea, Rhabditida, Trichostrongylidae. The record is from the annotation of a GenBank genome assembly.
AUGAGAGAAUUGGUACGUCCGCUUCCAUGGACCACCCAAGACGAAGCCAUGUGGCAACUGAUGCCCGAAAUGAAGAAUAUCUAUCCUAUUUUCGCCGUAAGGAAGUCAGAUAACUUCCUUCUGGGUGGUGUUGCUCUCGUUGAAACGGACGUCGUAUACGGUGCCUUCUAUGUGAUGAGACCCGAUCUACGUGGACUUGGAGUCGGAAUGAAAAUGAUGGCACAUUUGGUGCACAUAAUAUCAAAUGACACUAAGCACAAACCGGCCCUUGGAAGAGCAGGCCUUCAACACUUCCACGAGAACAAGUCUGUGGAAAUGUUCCCGUCGAACGCAGCCCUGCCGUUCCCGUAUCCUCUUGCUAACGGUGUUGCCUUGUUCGAUGCGAGUGGAAAUGUGCACGGACUAGUUGGAGCUGUGCCAACACUACACAACAGUGACCUGUUCAAAAUUGGACCGAUUUUCGCAUCGAAUAGAAACGACGCCGGUCACCUACUCAAAUGUAUAUCGGAUCUCAUUCCCGGCCCCAAUGUCAAGUUUGCCCUGCACAUAUCCACAAAUACAGCCGGUGAUUGGAUGCUGCAGAAAUGCCGCGAUAGUGGUGUACCACUCGUAUUCGUCGGUACUGCUGCAAACUCCACCCACAAUAAAAUUGUGUACCAAGAUCCAUGCAAUACCGAGAUGAUGUACGCUCCGAUGAACUGCCCGAUUUUCUUCGACCGGUAG